Messenger RNA from Anthonomus grandis grandis, 1887 nucleotides. RefSeq names its product mini-chromosome maintenance complex-binding protein. The transcript has a single exon. Gene Ontology annotation, molecular function: chromatin binding. The record is from RefSeq and is a predicted model, not a curated record. The coding region runs from base 61 to 1785 and encodes 574 amino acids. Gene Ontology annotation, biological process: DNA-templated DNA replication. NCBI's taxonomy places the organism in Eukaryota, Metazoa, Arthropoda, Insecta, Coleoptera, Curculionidae.
UAAAUAUAAAUACUCUCUUGGCCAAUUUCAAACACAAUUACUGCACAAUUAAUAUAAACAAUGAGCGUCUUAAACAUUUCUGCCCGCGAAUGGAUCUUGGACGAAUCAGGAAACCUAAAACGCCUGCUGGAACCCGAAACCUGGCAAAAAAUACCACUUCUAAACGCAAAUUCCGUUCAGAAUUUCAAGGAUGGUACCAUAAUUCGUUUUCGUGGUAUGGUACAGGAUAUGUCUGGUACUGAAUACUAUUUGGAGCAGUACCAAGUUAUUAACUGCACUACCAACGAAAUUUCCAUGAGGAGUGGCAAGUAUUGUGAUGAAGCUGUCAGAAAUCAGGAUGAAAAAAUAGAUCUGGGUAGUAACAUUCAUAAACCGAGUGAAAGGCAACUUUAUGUCAUUACAUCUAUUCCUGCCAUUAAUUCAUGGGCACAGGAGCUAGAAAAAGGCUUACAUGCUAUACCAGCUGCUACACAGCAACAUAUAAGCAGUUCACAUAAACGAAGAAUAGAUGAAAUUAUGGAUACUGAUGACCCAAGUACAAGUUCCAAUGUUAAAAAAGUAACUACAAGUCCUCCAGGCAAUGAAACUUCCAAACCCUGUACCAUUGUGUCCAAGGAGCAUUUAUUAAACCACCCCUUGGCUAACCAAGAAUCAAAGGUGUGUCACAUGAGGGUGUACAAGGACAGUAAAUCCUUAAAGUUAAAUGAUGUUUGUGAUUUUGUUGGGUUCCUUAGUAUUAGUUCAGUAGAUGAUGAAAAUGAUGAAGAUGAAUUGAUAAAUCAGAUGGAAUUUCAGACUCAUCACCCCCCUGGGAGUUUGGUUCCUCGAAUCCAUGUUAUUCAUUUUAAGCCUUUACUACAUGCAAAUCCAUUAUUAGAUCAGAACAUGAUCAUAAAUUCGAGCCAUUUUGCAACAAUAAAAAAAGAAUUAUUCAUCUUGCUAACACAACUUCUGUUAGGAGACACCUGUGCUGCUGAAUACCUUCUAUGUAAUCUUAUAUCUGAAGUUUACCUAAGAAGAGAGUUAAUGCCUUUAGGUAAGUUUACAUUGAAUAUUUCCAAUGUGCCCAAGCUAGAAAACAUUGAAUAUGUGCAUGAAGUUUAUAAAUUCUUAGAAAUGAUGUUAGUCAAAAGUCAUUAUCUACCUCUAACUUUAGAAAAUAUGAACACACUGCCAAUCAUCCCUAGAAAAGAUUAUGAUUGUGACAGAUUAACUGGUGCAAUUCUACAAUUGAGCAAAAACACCUCGGUGGUAUUAGAUGAAACUAGGUUGCAAGAAGGGAAAUUGGAUGCAGCAGGAGUUAAAGGAGUCCAAGCCAUUGCCAAUGCUAUAAAGAAGCAAAAAGUCAAUUAUGAUUUCAACUAUUAUCCUAUAGAAUUCGACUGUGACAUUCCAUUUGUGAUUUUCUCAGAGGGCAAGAGCAUGCUUCCGUCUGAUGUGCAUAUACCACUAAAACCAGAUGAUCAGUGCAGAGACACUUUCUCAGAAAUCCUUGAGGCAGCAAGGCAUUUCUUAAAGCCAGAACUGUUACAGGACAUAAGGAAAUACCUAACAGAAGCCAGAUUGUUGAAUUAUGAAAUGUCAGACAACGUUCAGGAGCUUGUUCAGCAAGAGUUUGUGAAUAUGAGGCAGAAUGAUGGGAAUGUUACAGCAGAUGAUCUGCACAGUUUGCUCGUUUUGGCAAGAUUAGUUUGCAUAUCAGAAGGGAAAACCACUUUGGAUGCAGAUUGUUGGCAGAGGGCUUGUCAGAUGGAGAAGGAGAGGAAGAGCCGAUUAAGUAAAUAAUUUAUUGUUAGAUUAAGUUGUUUACCUUUAUUUUGUGUGUUUUGUUUUAUUAUUUAUUUUGUAUUAUUUAAUUUAAGUUCAUAAUUAAAUUUUUUAUAACAA